AUGUCAGCACCUGACAAUCAAGACAGUUUGACACCUGAUGUAAACACGACACCUGAUGUAAAUACGACGAAGAAACGAUUUCUGUCUUCACCUUUUGAAAACGCAGACUUUAAGAAAUCUUGUCUCAUAAUGGACAUUAAUAUUGAUAGCGAGUCCACUAAUGGUAUGGAGCAAUCCGGGAAUGUAGUAGAAGAUCCUCCAGUUGCUAGUCUGUCACUUGACGACUCGGCCUUAGGAAAGAUCGCUCAACUGUUAAAAUCUUCAUUCCAAGAUGAAAUUUCAGCAAUCGUCAUGAAAGCAGUACAGUCAUCGAUUGACGCCAUUGUGACUGGCGUUACUGUGGGACUCGAUCAUAAAAUCAAAAUUUUAGAGUCGGCCAAUCUUGAUCUUAAAUCAGAGAAUAUAAAGUUAAAGCAUGAAAAUGUUGCAUUAAGGUCUGAAGUUUCAAAACUAGAUGAUGCUGUCGACGCUACUGAACUGUAUAGUCGAAGGAACUCCCUAAGAAUUACGGGUGUCCCUGAAAUUGAAAAUGAGAGUACCGACGAUUACGUGUUGGAUCUUUGUAUAAAGCUUAAUGUCAGCAUGAAUGUUUGUGAUAUAGACCGAUCUCACCGUGUUGGGCAAAAAAAAACAGGUCGUACAAGGGCUAUUCUCGUCAAGUUUGCUACAUAUCGUGCUCGGCAGAGACUUUAUAAAUCCAGAGCAAAACUAAAAACCUCGGGGUAUCGCGGUAUCUACAUCAACGAAGAUCUGACACAACGCCGCGGCCUUGCCCUGUAUACUACAAGGAUUCUCGUCAGGAACAAAAAACUCUCCGCUUGUUGGUCAUCGGACGGUACGAUCUUGGUGAAGGAUAACAAUGAUGAGAUUCACCGCGUAACUAGUAGUGACGCUAUAGUCAAGUUUGAAAAUUAA
This is a messenger RNA of Mercenaria mercenaria, 915 nucleotides long. RefSeq lists its product as uncharacterized. Gene Ontology annotation, molecular function: single-stranded RNA binding. Gene Ontology annotation, biological process: retrotransposition. Gene Ontology annotation, cellular component: ribonucleoprotein complex. The record is from RefSeq and is a predicted model, not a curated record. The transcript has a single exon. The coding region runs from base 1 to 915 and encodes 304 amino acids. Lineage: Eukaryota; Metazoa; Mollusca; Bivalvia; Venerida; Veneridae.